AUGUGCGUGUGUUUAGAGAAAGAGAAGAGUGAGAUGGGACAUGGAAAAGUGGAGAAUGAUGAAAAUGAGGAAAUAGAGUUGAGUUUGUGGCUAUCUAUGAAUGGAAGAUUUAGUGUGAACCCGAAAAUGGCAGUGAAUAAAUUGAAACAUUCUUCUUCAAUUUCAAAUUUGGCUUUCACGGAGGGUGCUGGUGGUGUUAGUGGCUUUGGUGAGGGUGGGUGGCAAAAGAUGGGGGUGUUGAUUGACUUGUACACACGGCAGAUGAGGACAUGUUCGCUACCUAUCGAGGCGAAGAAGGAGCUGAGGAAAAGGAAGGAGUUGCAGUCAAUGAGGUGGAUAGAGGCGAAAAGGAAGAGAUUUGAGAAGUUGAAAAAUGGACGACUGCUGAAGAAAAAAAAUACAAGAGGAGAAAAUUCUGGUAACUGCAAUCUUAUUCUCUCAAUUAAGUUGAAAGCAGGUGUGCCUACAGCGGCUGUGACGCCGCUGCUGAUUAGGGCAGCAAGACUCGCCGCCACUUGCCUUCCUUACUAG
This is a messenger RNA of Olea europaea var. sylvestris, 531 nucleotides long. RefSeq names its product ninja-family protein Os03g0419100-like. Gene Ontology annotation, cellular component: nucleus. NCBI's taxonomy places the organism in Eukaryota, Viridiplantae, Streptophyta, Magnoliopsida, Lamiales, Oleaceae. The transcript has 4 exons. The coding region runs from base 1 to 531 and encodes 176 amino acids. Gene Ontology annotation, biological process: signal transduction; negative regulation of DNA-templated transcription. The record is from RefSeq and is a predicted model, not a curated record.